Molecule: messenger RNA, 1167 nt
Organism: Psilocybe cubensis
Lineage: Eukaryota; Fungi; Basidiomycota; Agaricomycetes; Agaricales; Agrocybaceae
Exons: 11
Coding region: 1-1167 (388 amino acids)
Biological process (GO): carbohydrate metabolic process
Source: RefSeq, a predicted model, not a curated record
AUGUUUGCUGCACUCCUGCCACAUGUUAUAGUCAUUGCCCUUUGCGGCAUGUCUGUCGCACAGGACUUGGGGGUACCUCUUAGCUGGAGGAAAUUCAACAACUCAAGACCGACAUCGGAACGGAUUUCCAUAUCACAGAACGCAAUCAACACCAUUCUUCCGCAGCUCGAUUCCUCUACUGGACAGUUCAAUGGAAUAGGCUACUGGCAGGCCGCCAACGUGUUCUCGGCCAUGGCACUGCAAGACCAAGUUGCAAAGACGACGACUAAUAAAAAUAUUGUUGUCAAUAAUCUGAAGCUCGUUUUUGGUCUGUUCAAGAAUUACGAUCAGUUUGGGUGGUGGGCACAAGCGGCGCACUACGCUUUCAAGUCGUACGGAGACACUGAGCUCUUAAAUAACUCUAUCGCGACUUGGAAUUCUGUUUCCAAUUACAUGAUAACCCCAGCCCAAGCACAGGCCGGAAAGACGCCUUUCAAGAGCUUUGCGCUUGCCGGGACUUGUGAUGGAGUUACCAUGGCCGGUGGGGUGUUCUGGCGCCCGACAACGGAUGAUACGGCUAUCAACUCUAUAACCACUGGACUUUCGUCUUAUUUGUAUGAAACCACUCGCGAUACUAAAUACCUCUCCGCCGCCACCAUGGCCGCGAACUGGAUCAAAGCACAUAACAUCGCCACAUCUUCUGCAUCGAAUCCCGGCAUCCUCUUGGACACAGAAGACGGAGACAACUGCUCUCGAUCUCCCGCAAGCUGGCUGUUCACAUACAACAGCGGAAAGUUUCUCGAAGGCUUGAGUGUGCUUGCGAAUGUUACGGGGGACAGUCAAUGGGAGCAACUAAUGCUGACGACCGCUGCGGCUGCUAUAAAAAAUGCACCGUGGCAGGGCUCCAAUGGAAUUAUCAUCGAAGGAGCAGAUACGGAUAGUAACAACGAUGGAGUUGGGUUUAAAGGCACAGGACUACUUGAAGUCUUCAGAAGGACCCCGCAGAAUUCUGCCCUCAGGAUUUUGAUCCACAGCUAUGUCGACGUGCAGUACAAUGCCUUACUGGAUCUUGCGAGCUCUGGGAACGACUAUUCGGCAAAUUGGCUUGGCCCACAGCCUAGUGGGUUUACGACUUGGGGUCAGCUUGCUGCCCUUGAUGUAUUGGUCGCCGCUGUAGAGGCUAACUGA